Molecule: messenger RNA, 7315 nt
Organism: Hypanus sabinus (Atlantic stingray)
Lineage: Eukaryota; Metazoa; Chordata; Chondrichthyes; Myliobatiformes; Dasyatidae
Gene: axdnd1
Product: axonemal dynein light chain domain containing 1
Exons: 28
Coding region: 1146-4439 (1097 amino acids)
Source: RefSeq, a predicted model, not a curated record
UUCUGCUUAUAUUGUUUUAUUUUGUCAGUUACCUCGAGAAUCAAAAAAUAGAUCUAAGCAUCAAAAUAACUACUAUUGGACGCAGCGGCUCAACCUCAUGAAAUUAACUCCGAUUUUGAACACAAAGUCUUCAAGUUGCACUUCAGGAAGUAAUGGUCUCCAAAGUCUAUGCUGCUCUUUUCAGACCCCUGUACGUAUUCCAAUAGUUUGUCAGUCUUAAUUGAGGAAAUAAUGGUUAUUUGUGAAAUAUUUUUCUUGGUCAACAUGAGAAAGCUUAAAGGCUGAGUAUGACUCCUGUCGUUUACAAUAUUCCCUUCCCACGGUGUGAGUCAUGGAUGGAAGAAGAGACGUGCUUUUCGAUUUCGCCCCCCCCCCCCUACCAACCCAGUAUAAUUAAACACCUAUAAUCCCUAUGCCGACUAAUUCGAAAUCCUGGUUGAUUCCCGGGCUCUUACCGGCCAGGCGUUCACUCCAUCUCCCAGAGUGGGACCCCUUUCAAAAUUCGAGCUUCGGAACCUGCACUCGAGACUCACUUGGUUUGUUACCCGUGAAAUGCAUUGGGACCUCUGAUCCCUUAAAAUCUAGCAAGUUGAAUGGAAACAAUUACUCCACUGUGUUCCGGGGCUCCCGGGUUAACAAGAGUUUGCUGCAUUUGAAGACCACUGUAGGAGUGUGGGUUGGGGUGAUUUCUAACACAGCUCCUGUUCAGGGACUGUGACCUCUGCAGACGGCUGCAAAGUGCCGGACCCCCUUCCUUUCCUCCCAGUUCUGUUUUGCAUAUUUGACCUUCCCUUUCAACGGCACCAGAACGUUUGCAUUCCUGUCACUGGAUCUCUUCGAAUUUCUCUCAUUCGGCGUUUAGCAUUGCAGUCACUGUGGAAAGUUAUCGUAUAUACUUCGUGUUGUUAGCUUUUAUGUUCCGCUACACCUGUUACGUUUUCCGGUUGUCCAAAGAAGUGAUCAGUCAAGUGGUAUUCCUGAGGUGGCGUGACACGGCCGCCUCCCUGUAACCACAGCGACACCGCACCCUGGUCACUUGCAGGCGGUUUCCUUCACACGGCGGACUUGCUCGCAAUCUUCGCCCGACAUCGGAGGGCAAAGCGUGGCGGCAACGGCGCCUGGGAAAUACGAGGAAGUUCUUGGAAAUGUGUGAUGAAGAUUUUGAAGAUGUAUCCCUGGUUAAUCCUGCUGAUCAAACGCUUGACAGCAGCAGACCCGCUGAGAAAGUGUGUAGACAAGUGGAGGAGCAAACAGAGUCCAAUCAAACCCCUGAACAGAUAUUGGAUAUAUGCGACUGUUUUGGCAGAGAGCCGGUAUUUGAUGGAAGUGAGAAGUCUGUCACCAAAGUCUACACACAAGAAUUACCGCAAACAAAGGGAACGCCAGAAACUAUUGAUCAAAAUAAACUGCUGCCACCUUUCCAGAAUGAUUUCAUCCCAGAAGAAAUUCUGUUGUCAUUGACCACUGUGCCAAAUUCAUGCUGUCGAGGUGAAUCACUGCUAAAGUCCCCGAAAGAUCUUAAGUCGAGUGUCCGACCAACUGAUCGCGUAUGGCAUCAUCCAAGUCGGAGAUCAAAAUUCAAACACUUGAUCGAUCAGCCCAUCUCACUGGCUCGAGCAGGAAGGGAUAUCUCCUUUCUAUGUGAUGCUGUAUGUACCAAAUGUUCCAUUAAUGUGAUGCCAGUUUCAUCGGCAGCCAUAGACAAGAGUGCUGUUCGAGCUCAAUGUGUAAAACCGCCUACCACAAAACAGGGGGAUGUACCUGAGAGUGUGAUACCAGAUGAGUACCAUAUUGUGAAGAACAAGGGUGUUCUGGGAUUGGAGUAUUAUGAGGAUAAAUAUACCACGCUACUGGAAGACGAUGAGAAGAAACUGAGAGUAUUUCCCUCCAUGAAACCCAGUGGAAGAGCUGAGGCCAUUCAGCUGUCACAAGUGAUGGAUGAUAUGUUAGAGAAAGUUGGGUUUAAUGAAGAUGAUAAACAGGAAUUAAAAGGCGCAACUCAGAUCCAUCAUUUGCUGGACCUGGUGAAAAAGGAGCAAGACAUUUAUAAUCUUGUGUUCCAUGAGCUUAUUCGUCAGAUUAGUGUGGAUUGUGGGGAACGAGGAGAGCUUCUUGCCAAAAUCAGAGAGAGGUAUGUAAGCUUAUUGGACCACAUUCCACGCCAUCUAAUUAGUAUGCACAAUGAAAUCAUGAUGCAACGGUUGUUGGACAAGCAACUUGUUUUGGAGCUGUUUCUUUUCCAAAAUGCUGUUGAGAAACUUAACAGUGAACUUGGUGAACUUCGAGAACGUGACCGCAAGGCAACAAAGAUGAUAGCAAAGACACAGGAGGAGCUAAGUAAUGCAUUGAUUGAAGCCCAUAAAAAUGCCAAUUUGCUGGAUGAAUAUCACCAGUUAUACGAACUACAGAGAAAAAGACUAAUUGCCCAGAUAGAUACUUUAACCCAGGAGAAGGAGUGGUGGACUGAAGCAACCUAUAGCCUGGCAUUGAAGGUAACUGAAGAGCACAAUCUUAAACUGGUUCAUGAUCUUGAAGUCAGUGAAAAACUCUGGACUAAAGUUGCACAACAUUUUGUUGUAAUGCUUGGCAUGAAGGAUGCAGAAGAUCAGGCUAAAUUACAGCAAGCUACCGCAGACUGGAGAGACAAAAUGAAGAAGUUCACUAAAAAUCUGCAAGAUGAGGAGAAUUCAAGUUUGGAAAAAAGAAAAUCGAUUCUGUCUGGUUUGCAAAAAUGGCAUGAAUAUUUAUUAGAGAAUAAAUCGAGUCAUCAAGGAAUGAAAAGUAUUCCUAAAGACAUGUUGCAUGCACUUUUAAAUGAUCUAAAAGACUGGCAUGAGCUGAUUUCUCAAGACUAUGAACGAUUUGAAGGGUCGUUACUCCUAGCUAAUCAAGAAGCACUGUCAGAGAUAACACAGCUGCAAAGUGACUGGACAGAUCUCAGCCUGGCACUCUUUAGUCGACACCAGUGGGCUUCUGAUGAAAAGUUGCCUGAGCAGAUAACAAUGGAAGAGUUGAACAACAGUGCUAAUGCACUCUGUCAGCGGUGUGAGAUCAUACUGUCAGGGGAAAAUGGCACUGCUUGGCAUUUAAUGAAGUUCCAGGACAUGUUUGAAUCCUGUCAAACUAAAUUUGACUUUGUCAAUCUAGAAAAUAAAGGUUCGAUAGAACAUAAUUUGCUGAAGCUGUCUGACUUCCUCCCUAUACUGAUUAGUCAAUUGGAAGAGGUAGUGACACUAGCAGCAACACAGAAUGACGGGGAGAAGGAAAGCAAUCUCCCAGAUAUCAGAGAACAGCUUGGCGAAGUGAAUAAGAUGAUACAAGACUGGUUGUCGUCACUGUUUAAGAUGAUAAAUCACAAGGAUACCAAGCUGACGCAUCAGGUUGCCAUCAUUCAGAGCGCCAUGAGCCAUUUGCUAGUAGAUAUUUUGCUUCAUGUUGUACGUGAUACAGACGAGAAAACCAAGAAAGUAUACUUCAAAUACCUGCCUGGGCCAAAUACAGUUGACAUGCUGGAGGAGAAAGCACUGAUUGUGGCUAUUCAACUGAAUAUAUUAUCAACACAAAUGUAUCGCUGGUGCAAGGAUACAGUGGAGGCAAUGGUGAAGCAACAGAAAGCAGCCCAUGCCCAGAAUCCUGAGAAUGAACUCAAGGAGCUUGAAAAACUGAAGACCGAGUCUUCUGAGUGGAUAGAUGUUUGUGAGACUCUGCUUUCAGGAAUUCAAGCACGUCCAGUCCACUUGUUGUCAUCCAGAAGUGAAGAGGUACAAUCGCACAUCAAUAUGACUCGUGAUCUAUGCACUGCAUGUUUACAGCACUCAUCCACCAAUAUUCUUCAGAUGUCUGAAUCUGAGCUUUCCUUGUUGUGGCCAGGGAUGACACAAGUUGCGGAAGGACCUACUACCGUUACAUCUUUCGAGAACUUGAAAAUCAUUGAGGACGCGAAAGCUGAAACAUCCGCUACUGUGCAAGUUGAGGACGCUACAGAUAUCAGAAAAACUCCACAGCCUGAAUGCACAGAUGGAGCUAAGAGAACUGUAGGUGAUGAGGGUAAAAGUUUUGAAAUAAUGGAAAUUAAAGACUUUCAGAGCCCAUCUAAAUCUACUAUAACGUAUAUUGGUGAAGAUACUAACAUCUAUGAGAUAGACUUGAAAGAAACUCCCCUGCCAGUUGAGAAGGCUGAUUUUGAUGUUGUUCUACCUGUGAAGCCCAAGGCAAUGAGGAAUUAUGAGGCACUGGUUGAAGUGGGAGUGUUACAGAAACAGCUCGUAGAAGCAGAGCAGCGUGCCUUGCAAGCAGAGGAACGGGCAAGUUCUCUGGAAGCUAACCUGCAGGAAGCUUUGGAUAAGAUCAGGGACAUGACUCUAGCGUUGGAGACAAAAGAGCUACAGCAGUUGCACCCAGAUGCAGAAAAAAGUAAGAUUUCAAUUUACCAGGAGUAAGUUAUAGACACGAUCAACUUUCAUUUACUGUCUGUUCAGUGUUGGAGAGGCAACAACAUGUUGUGCCUUACAAUACCAUUGCCAAUUCCUUGGAGAGUAUACUAAAUGAUGGGAUUGAUUAAGAAAACGUUUAUCAAAAUUGUUGAAUUAAUGGUAUUUUACAGUUUAACUUGAAAUUAUAUUAUUAAAGUAGUCUCAAAUGGCAUGGGUGAAUAUAUAGGCAAUUUUCAUGGCAAGACUGAUACUCCUAAGAAGUGUCUGUCACUUGCAAGUACACAGAUGGCUUUGAUCAACAAACCAUAACUGUGUUGAAUAAAUAGUUACGUUUUACUUUCCUAAUGUGAUGAAUUAAAUACAAAUUUACAUGAUUAAUAUGUUAAUAAUUUCUGGGACAAUUCUCUAGUCAAGCAAUGUAGAACACAAGUGGGAUUAAUUGCUAUUCAUUUAUAGCAGUUUAAUAACAUUUUUAACAUUGUUAUACAAAUACAAUGGAUUCUGGUUAAUUGGGACAAAUUGGGACAAAUUAGCUGAAGUUUCAUGGAAAUAGUUAAAAAGGUAUAAAAAAGACAAACUGCCAUUUAACUGAGUAACAAUUUAUGUAUUUAAAUGAAAUACAGAACAAUGUAGAACACUACUAAUACCUCUACAGUACUAUAAAACUGUGUAUUAAUUCCUAAUAGUUAUCGACAGAGGAAGUCCUCUGCCAUGUUCAUUUGAUUGACCGUAAAUGAACAAAAUUAGUGCAGACACCUAGUGCAGAUAGUGGAUUGCCUUCAUAUAAUGCUUUAGGUGAUUACAUCCUCCAAAUCUUCAUUUUCACUGUAACUUUCAAGAUGAUUAUAACUUCAAAUUCUUCAUAAUUCCUAACUUGUUAAGGCAGUGAAAUUGUUUCAUUUUUACUCCUGGUCAGUUCUGGCAUCACCAAGCCUAAAUGCUUGAAACUGCAGUGACUAAAACUGUUCCAAAUUGUUCUUUUCUCAGUUCCUUCAAAAUGCUAUUCGCUUUUCUUAGUUUCUUCAUCUCCACUGCAUCUGUUCCCAGGACAUGGUUUUCUAUUCCAGACAUCAGAGGUGGCUUCAUUCUUCAAAGAACGGGGCUUCCUUCCCUCCACUAUUGAUGCUGUUCUCACCUGCAACCCCUCCUUUUACUGAAUAUCUACACUCACCCCAUCUUCCUGUCGACGUAACAGGGAUAAAGUUCCACUUGUCCUUACCUACCACCGCAUCAGCCUCUGCAUCCAACACAUCAUUCUCUGCAAUUUCUGCCAUCUCCAAAGAGAUCCUACCACCAAACAUAUCUCAACCUCCCCACUCUCUGCUUUCCGCACGGAUCGGUCCCUCCACGAUUUCCUUGUCCAUUCAUCCCUUCCCACUAAUUUUUUUUCCUGGCACAUAUCCCUGCAAGCAGCCAAAGUGCUUCACCUGCCCAUACACCUCCUCCCUCUCCUCCAUUCAGGCCACAAACAGUCCUUCCAGGUGAGGCAACACUUCACCUGUGAAUCUGCUGUGGCCGUCCAUUGUGUCCGGUGCUCCCGAUGUGGCCUGCUCUACCUUGGUGAUACUCGUUGUAAACUGGGGACAGUUUCAUUGAGUUCCUCUGCUCCAUCUGCCAAAAACAGAAUUUCCCGGAGGCCAAACAUUUUAAUUCCAAUUCUCAUUCCUGUUCUGACAAGUUGGUCUAUGGCCUCCUCUUGUACCAAGGAUGAGGGCACCCUCAGGGUGGAGGAGCAAUAUUCUAUACACCUCAUAUUCUGUCUGUUAGCUCCCAAUCUGAUUUCUCCUUCUGGUAAAAAUAUUUCCACCCUCCGCUCCCUUCUUCUUUUCCCUUCUCUGACUUUUUACCUUUUCUCACCAGCCUAUCAACUCCCUCUGGGUUUCUCCUCGUCUUUCUUCUAUAGUCCCCUCUACUCCCCUAGCUCUUUCCCACCCACCUGGCUUCACCUUCCAGAAAGCCUCUUUCCCUCACUCCCCCCAAACUUUUUAUUCUGGCUUCUUCCCCCUUCUUUCUCAGUCCUGAGGAAGGGUCUCAUUCUGAAACAUUGACUGUUUAUUCAUUUCCAUAGAUGCUACCUGACCUGCUGAGUUCCUCCAGCAUUUUGUCUUGAUUCUUUGGAUUUCCAGCAUCUGUAGACCUCCUCAUGUUUCUAAAUUGUCUUUCUGCUUAUUUCUCGCCAACUAUCAGUGCUUUUUGAACACAAACGUAUACAACUGAUACUAUUUAAGAACUGUUUCACUCUUAGCACAGUGGCCACACAAGUGCACAUGACCGACCUAGUUAGAAAUUGUUUAGCAAUAGUCUCCUGCGCAAGUUAAGGGACAUAGUGUCCCAAGUAAAUGAAGGAAAUCCCAACUAUUUUCUCAAUUAAGAUUUUGUUCUUUAAGUGUUGUCCCAAAUAAAUGGCUGGCCUGAUUAACCGAUGGCCCAAUUUUUCUGAAUCCACUGUACAUUAAUUUCUUUGUUAACUACAACCUUACUGGUAUGUUAUUUCAGGUUAAGACUUUAAUUGAUUGACAGUGAUAAGAUUGCUUUGAAUGUUUGUAGAAGUAUAGCUAUAAUAGUUCAGUCAUUUAAGGUUGAACAUGAUUUACCUGAAUAAGAAACACUGGAGAUUUAAGAAAGGAAGAUAACAUGAGGAGAUAACAAAAAGAUAAGAACUCAAGUCAGAAAAUCAUUAAAAUUAGCUGAACUGUUCUUCUACAAAAGUUUAUAUCUUUUCCUUAAAACUAGGGAAAACAUGAAAGCAUGCAUUUGUUUUUGAACUUUGAAUUGUGUCAAAUAGAUGAAAAUAUUUUACAGUUAUUAAUAUACUUAAACUUAAUGCUGAUUAGUAUUACUGUACUGUAUGAUGUUGCUGUAAAUAAAGCAGUUUUGGUUUA